UGCAGCCUCUGCCCAUUGGCCCAGCGGGUGAUGAGCUGUGGGACAGCUUGUAUAAAAGCUGGGUCUGCACUGAGCUCUCCCAAGCACUGCUCUGGCCUCCUCCUCCUUGGGAACAGGAGCUCCAUCCCAUCAGCCCAAGAUGUCUUGCUACGACCUGUGCCCACCCAAAACCAGCGUGGCCGUGCCCCAGCCCAUCGCUGAGAGCUGCAACGAGCUGUGCGCGCGCCAGUGCCCCGACUCGACGGCCUUCAUCCAGCCACCGCCCGUCGUCGUCACCUUCCCCGGCCCCAUCCUCAGCUCCUUCCCCCAGCAAGCCGUGGUGGGCUCCUCCGGAGCACCCGCCUUUGGGGGCUCCCUGGGGCUGGGGGGCCUCUACGGCGCCGGGGCCACUCAGGGCUCGGGGGGCCUCUGCACCUUUGGCAGACCCUACACUUCUGCCUGCAGCCCCUGCCCCUUGCCCCGCUACAGCAGGAAGCUCUGGGACACCUGCGGGCCCUGCUAAACCCAGGCCCUGUCCACAGCCAGCACCACCAGCAUCACCUCAUGCCUGAACUAAUGGGCAUGGGAUGCUGCGAAGUGCUGAGCUGUGGCUGAGACCUGAACAGCUGGCAGCGUUGGCACCUUUGCUCUGCCGGGUUCUCCUGCCCAUUCCUCUUCUUCCAUGGACUACAACCUGAACCUGGCCUGACUUCCUCGCUUUACCCCAUUCUCCCAAUGACCUUUGAAUAAUAAAGUUUUCCUGCAUUCACUAAAGCCUUCUCCCUCUCUUUGUUGUUGAUUCAAAAAGUUAGAGGUGGUUUUGAGGCAGCUGGGCUUGGGCA
Molecule: messenger RNA, 821 nt
Organism: Coturnix japonica (Japanese quail)
Lineage: Eukaryota; Metazoa; Chordata; Aves; Galliformes; Phasianidae
Source: RefSeq, a predicted model, not a curated record